Poecilia latipinna (sailfin molly) is the source of this 1859-nucleotide messenger RNA. It is a transcript of the gene lrrc20, whose product is annotated as leucine rich repeat containing 20. The transcript has 5 exons. Gene Ontology annotation, cellular component: cytoplasm. The record is from RefSeq and is a predicted model, not a curated record. The coding region runs from base 283 to 804 and encodes 173 amino acids. Gene Ontology annotation, molecular function: protein binding. Lineage: Eukaryota; Metazoa; Chordata; Actinopteri; Cyprinodontiformes; Poeciliidae.
AAUAUCGACUCUCGUGAACAUCCUGGUUAAUUAGCUGUUAGCUCCUGGCUUUAGCUCACAACUAAAACAGCUUCCGUUUAUCUGCUUAUAUCACCUACUGAGAAAAUUACUAACGCUCUAAGAUCGUUGUAAUAGUUUUUUAUAAUAAACAGUCCUUCAUUCAUGCCAACUAGCUUCUUCCAUUGAGCUAAAAAUAUAACCGGCCGUAGCUAAUGUUAGCCACCAGUGACAGCUGACAGUUUCUGUUACACAUACUGCCUGGUUGAUUGAUUUGAAUUGAAAAUGGCAGAGGCAGUCGCAAAUGUGGCCCGGAGGAUUAAUGCAACAGUAGAGGAAGGCAAAGACAGUCUGGACCUAUCAAACUGCCAGCUCAUUUCCUUCCCAGAUGGUGUGUUCAAGGUCCUCAGGACUGUCUCAGAAAACAUCCGCAUUGUCACAUUGGCUGAUAAUAAAAUGAAGGCCAUUUCAAGCAAAUUCUUUUCAACUUUUACCCAGCUCAGAGAACUUGACCUGCAGGGCAACAUUUUCACCAAGCUGCCAGAUGAGGUUGGAGAAGUGGAACAUUUGACCAGCAUCAAUUUAGCUAAUAACAGCUUUUCCAUCUUCCCUGAGAAGCUCACUGAAAUAGCCACACUGGAGAGGAUUGACCUUGAGGGAAACAGCAUCACUGAAUUACCUUUGGAAAAGUUGUCUGCCAUGCCAGCUCUCAAGUGGCUCAACAUAAAGUCCAAUCCUUUGAGCUCCAGCACUCAGUCUGCUCUCCGAUCUCCUUACAAUUUUGAGAUUUUAUUAACAACAGAAUAAUGGAAUAUGUCAGAUAUAUUCUUACAGACUGUUUUGUGUGUGCCUUUAACUAAUAAGGUUGAAUGCAUUUGAGAACCUUAAAGGGGCAGUAUUAUGUAAAAUCAACGUUUUUGAGUUGUACAUUAUUUUAUUCCCCCGUCAAAAACAUAACUGGAAUGUUACUUUGAUUCUUUCAUGCAUGUUGAAGAAAUUGUUUCAUCUCCCAUGGCAGCCAUUAUGGGUGCAGAAACAUUUGGUCUCACCAAACUUCCUUUUCCAUGGAUCUCCUCCUCAGAGCAGUGGUUUCCAAGUCUGGCUUCCACCUCACAGAGCGCCACCACUCAGCUCCUUCAAACUAGUGGCAGCAGAAAUUAGCAAAUCCUUGUUGGAACUGCGCAUCUGCUGAGCUUAUCAUACAAGCUACUUCUCAGUGAAAUGCUGGUAAAAGCCUCCUUAAAGACUUAACGGAGGAAUGUUGUGAUGGCAGAAAGAGCAGGAGCUUCUUAAAGAGACAGAGACCAAUUUCAAGGUGUUAAAUUACAAAGUCAAAUUUCUAAGUCGUGUUUGAUUAUAACAACUGAAGGUAACAUAAUUAUUUGAUUGUACUAUAAAUUAGCACUCUGUCUCUGGAAAAUAGGUAAUACUGCCCCUUUAAAAAGGUUUUAAGAUAGAAUUGUGUUUCACAAGAAAAAGAGACACAUCUAUAAAGACGAGUUUUCAACCCUGCAACCUCUGCUUUUGGAGAGUGUAGUGUCUGAUCAUACAGGAGGACUUUUUGGGAACUGUUCAAGAGGAACAAUCAGGACAAAAGACAUUGAGUUUGCAAAACAAGUAUAAUCUAUGAACUCCAGAUGCAUUAGCAGACACACUGCCGCCAAGACCUAAGCAUGCCUAUAUCUGGAACAUAGAUAUGUGAUAAUGUUUACUUUGGGGAGUAUGUAUUGGCCCAGGCCCUAUAAAAGGGGUGCUGUCCAGCAAUCGGGGGGACUUCACCAUGAUUGGGCCAAGAAUUCAUCGUGAUUCAAUGGUGCUGACUUGGGCUGCAGUUUGUAAUAAAACUUUGCUCUUCAACCAAA